UCUCAUGCCAGCUUUGCUUUUCAUCGACUUUCUUUCUCCAGAUUCUCCCCUCUUGACUUCUAUAUCUUCCACUUUUCCUACCUUCCCGAUCAGAUCUCUAAAAACCCAUUAAGAAGAAAACCUCCAGUGAAUCACCCAUGACGCUUGGCUCAGGAGGAUCGAGUGUCGUGGUGCCUCGGAACUUCAGAUUGCUGGAGGAGCUUGAACGUGGAGAAAAAGGUAUUGGAGAUGGUACUGUGAGCUAUGGAAUGGAUGAUGGAGAUGAUAUUUACAUGCGCUCUUGGACUGGCACCAUUAUUGGUCCUCAUAAUACGGUACACGAGGGCCGAAUCUAUCAACUGAAGCUGUUUUGUGAUAAAGAUUAUCCUGAGAAGCCGCCAAGUGUCCGUUUUCAUUCAAGGAUCAACAUGACUAGUGUUAACCAUGAAACCGGAGUGGUGGAACCGAAGAAGUUUGGACUCAUUGCUAAUUGGCAGAGGGAGUAUACAAUGGAGGAUAUUCUGACACAGCUGAAGAAGGAGAUGGCUUUCCCCCAUAACCGAAAGUUGGUCCAACCAGCCGAGGGUACCUACUUCUAGCUCUCGAGAUCAUAUUCGAUAUUAUCCUGGAUCGAAUUGCAUUCGUAGAAAUGCAAUAUAUAGUUUGUAAUGGUUGUUUGAUCCUUGCAUUAAGAACAAAAUGGGGAAUGCUCUGGAAAAAAAAAAGCUUCUCCAAUUACUUAUCUUUGGCUUCAUCUCUUCAAUCCUUUUUGUCAAAACUCUGUUGAACGGCUUCCAUUUGAUUAA
Hibiscus syriacus is the source of this 785-nucleotide messenger RNA. Its product is annotated as ubiquitin-conjugating enzyme E2 variant 1D-like. Gene Ontology annotation, cellular component: nucleus. The record is from RefSeq and is a predicted model, not a curated record. The transcript is spliced from 4 exons. Gene Ontology annotation, biological process: DNA damage tolerance; protein K63-linked ubiquitination. The coding region runs from base 138 to 578 and encodes 146 amino acids. Lineage: Eukaryota; Viridiplantae; Streptophyta; Magnoliopsida; Malvales; Malvaceae.